AUGACGUCAGCUAAACAGGGUUCAGUGUCGUCCCCUAGGCUUCCAGACCUAAGUUUGGAGGCAGAAAUGGCGGAUAAAUUUCCACAGCUUCCAAUCCCCCCUGAACCUCCGCAUGUAGCAUCUCCGGUCUCGUGGCCCAUGCCGUCAAAGCACGGUUGCGGCCUCGUAUUGUUGUUGUGGACAGUUUGCUCUCUCAUUGGAUCUUGUUACCAGGUCUCAUCCGCCCCUCGUGACUCACCGCUGUCUUCACUUGUCCCCACCUUCCGUCGCUGUCAUAUGGAAGCUGAUAUAAUCUCAAAGUUAUCACCUCUAGUGGGAGAUAGAUCCCAUCCGAAUCUUCGACAAUACCAUGACCACCCUCUGCCGCGUCUACAACCGGCUGGAAUUUUCGCGUAUAGCCGCUGUAACAUUACAUCCCGGAGGACGUCCUUCCACUUCUCCUCCCCAAUGUCGAUUACCCUCCGGAGCGAGAUCUCAAAAGAAUGGGCUUGGCCUAUUUCAAAAGGUUUGUGGCGGUUUGGCCCAUCUCGGAGGUGGCUACUUCCUCCGCCGCCAAAGCUCCCAUCGCCUCGGCUCACUCUUCUGUUAGCCGUGGCUCCAUCUUUCCCCCUCUUAACCACCCCCUCGAAUUGGAUCUAUCCACUCCUCUCUAUGUAG
Messenger RNA from Arabis nemorensis, 657 nucleotides. NCBI's taxonomy places the organism in Eukaryota, Viridiplantae, Streptophyta, Magnoliopsida, Brassicales, Brassicaceae. The record is from the annotation of a GenBank genome assembly.